Molecule: messenger RNA, 3700 nt
Organism: Erpetoichthys calabaricus (reedfish)
Lineage: Eukaryota; Metazoa; Chordata; Cladistia; Polypteriformes; Polypteridae
Product: tripartite motif-containing protein 2-like
Exons: 2
Coding region: 82-1758 (558 amino acids)
Biological process (GO): positive regulation of DNA-templated transcription
Cellular component (GO): chromatin; nucleoplasm
Molecular function (GO): protein binding; ubiquitin-protein transferase activity; zinc ion binding
Source: RefSeq, a predicted model, not a curated record
UCUAGAUAACCAUUCUUGCUGGGAAGGAAUUAUGGCAUUUUGUUAAAUGAAGUGUUACUGAAAUAAUUUCCAUCAAGCAAUAUGCACAGUGUGAACUACCUGACAAGUAAAAUGGCCACGAACGUCUGUAAUCUCUCAGUGAAUUCAAUUUUGGCAUGUGCUGUCUGCACUGAGCUGUAUAAUGAGAAAGAGCUGAGACCCAAGCUGCUGCAGUGUGGACACACUUUCUGCUUAAGAUGCCUCACAGAAAUUCUAAAAGGAGCUAGCGAGCAGAGUUCUGAUAACAGGGACUCAAAACUCUCAUGCCCAAGCUGCAGACAAGAGACAUCGCUUUCAAGUCUCAGUGCCAUGGACCUCGCUGAUAAUUUUGCAAUCAUCGAGUGCUUAAGUAGUGCCAAAGGAGCUAAUGAAGCAUGUUGUUACUGUGAAAAGCAUCCAGAUGAAAGAAUCAAAUUCUUCUGCAUGCCGUGUCACAGGUUAUUAUGCCCUUGUUGUGCACUUAAACACAUGUCGCAAAAUAUUCAUAAUGUCGUAAAAGUGGAAGCAGCAGCAUUGAAAUACAAACAAAAGAUCCAGGAGGCUUUAGAUUAUUGCAAGGAAAAGCGACAUCUUCUAGAGAAGAUUGUACAAGAAUCACUUAAUGAGAAGAAACAACUUUCAGUGUUUACACUGUCUCUGGAGCAUCUAAGAAAAAAUAUAUCAGACACGGAGUUGUUGACUCAGAAAGAAACAUUGAUUCAGCUAGACAAAUGCAUCUCCCGAAAACAAAUUCCAGACCAGACACAAUCAAGCAAACUAGAACAUAUUGCACAGAAAAUGGAAAGAAGAAAUGAUCCAACCCCUCCUGGAUUCUGGGAUGCUUCAAGUUCAGAAGACAAUGACAGCAGCACUAGAAAUUACCAUCAAGAAAAUACUAAUUUUUCAUGCAGAAAUGUAAGUGAAAUGCUUAGUAAUAGAAGAACACAAGGAUGUUUACUGAAUCCUAUUGGAGUGGCAGUUACUGAUGAUGGAUUUGUGUUUGUUACAGACAAAAGUGAUGAAAGAGUAAAAGUCUUUGAUUAUUCCAUGGAACUCUUAUGGCAUUUUUCAAAGCCAGAACAGCCAAAGUAUAAUAAACCAUGUUUCCCAGCUGGUAUUGCUAUUUCUAGCCUUGGAUAUUUAGUGGCAAUAGCAGAACCCAUAAAACAGCAAGUUUCUGUGCAUGCAAGGGAUGGGCGAAAAAUCUUCUCUUUAAAGCAGGACUGGCAAUGCCCUUUUGGAGUUGCUGUAAACACAAAAGGUCAGAUAGUUGUGACUGACAAAUGUGAAUGUGGCAGCUUUUAUAUAUUAACUGUGGAUUGGACCUGUGGGAACAUUUUUCAGAUUAAAGUCAUUGAUGGUUUAUACCAGCCAUCUUUUGUGGCUUGCAGUAAAACGGAUGACAUUGUGAUUACUACAAGUAACUCAGUCAAGGUGUUUGAUGUUACAGGAUCCCUCCGUUUAACUAUAAACCAUGAACUUGGAAGUAAUCAAUUCUUACAUAGUCCCAAAGGGGUGGCAUUUGAUAACAAAAACAAUAUUAUUGUUUCUGAUUACUAUUCAGGAAAGGUGGUUCUACUAAACAGUGAAGGGAAGUGGUUAAUGGAUAUAAUAUCAGGUCUUCAAGGACCACAAGGAAUCACAGUAACGCCCAACAGUUUGCUUGUUAUCACAGAAUCUCUGAGUCACAAUAUCAGCUUGCAUCACUUCCAAUAUACCAACAACCAUAAUGUGUUGUGACUUAGUGCACCAAAAUAAUGAGAAAUCACUACUCUCUUUCAACGUCAAAAAGAGCAUUUAAGGCCAAACACAUUUUCAUAGUAUCUUAGUAACCCUUAAAUACCACUGAAGUGGAAAUGGAAAAGAUGAGCAGUUUCAUAAGACAUAAUACUGUACAUGUCAUCAGUAUUACCAAAAAGACAGCAUUGCACAUUUUGGUAAAUUCCAUUUAAUGGAACUGUUAAACCCACCAGAAAUGAAAUAUCAAAUCCACAAACUUCAUAUCAAAAAAACUCAAUUAAAAAAGUGCACUCUAAUCAGUCCAUUCCAAAUGUAUCAAGUAAAAACUGAUAUGUGACAGCAGAAACAACACAAUUAUUAACAUUAAUAGCAAAAAGCUAAAGAAAGGCAGUCUUAAUCCCAAGACAUUUUUGUCAUUUUUUUUUGUGCUGUCCCCAGGUAUUUUAUAAAGCUCAGCAAAUCUGAAAGUUGUAUACAAUAGGAGUGUCAUAUAGAAAAUAAGCCUGACACGUAUGAGGAAAUACUGAUGUCUGUUCUUCUUAUAUAUUUAUUAACAGGAUUACACUAUGGUAAAUAAAAAAAAAAAAUUAAAGUGAAUUCUGUGCCAGUUCAAAUUCAAUCACUGGGUCUGACACCGCUGCCGUUUGCCUAAGCCUGUCCUGAGAGAGCAAAUUGCAUUGUUAAUGGGAUAUGACCCCUCUAAAAUAACAUUUUCAUAAAUUAUACAAGAUAUAGAGACCUAAUCAUUAAAACUAUACUUCAUUGAGGUAGCUACUACAAUGAAUAGAUUAUUAAACAAUUUUCAAUAUUUUUUAUUUUUUUGUAUUAAUUUUGAAAUAGUGUAUGCAUUUAACCAUUUAUCCAAUGUACAAUUUCCAAGAAAGUAGUUUUAAAAAUAUUUCCAGGAAAAUUUUAAUCAAUACAUUUUUUUUUAACUGAGCAAAAAAGUUGCUUUAUAUAUACAUGUUUCCUCCCAAACUGAAAUUGUAAAAACCUCUUAUGAUAAAGUAUAUUAGAUUAUCUUAAUGCUGUCCACUCCAAAAAAAUUCCUCACACUGAAAAUGAAAAAAAUGCCGCUAAAAUGUCCCUAAUGGAUCACUGUUGACUCCAGCAACAACAAUCCAUUAAUAUAAAAAAAGCAAAAAAAAAAGUCUAGCAUCAAAUUGUGGCAUACUUAUAAUUGAAAGCUUUGCACAUCGUUUUUUUUAAUGUGACUGAAAAUUACAGUUGAUUAACAACAUUUUGAAAAGCCUUUUCAUGCAGCUUACCUGUAUUCCUGUCAGGUAAAAUACAGCAAUGCUUCUGCAGAAUGCUUGGCAAAACCUGUCAAAGCAAAAAAAGAAAAUUAGUAAUAUUAGGAUGGGAACUUAACACGGAGGUAUCUGUCACUUCCCUCAAUGUGAAAGAGUCCCUAGUUUUUCAUAAACUGAAUCCACUUAUCCUUGUCAGGACUGUGCAGAAUAGAAGCCUAAUCCAAUAGCAAAGACUACAAGGCUAAACCAAUUUUUAGAUGAGGUGCUUUUCCAUCCCACGGUACACACAACACAUCAGAGCAAACUGGUUGUCACUUACCAGCCAUGCCUUGUGUUUAUUGAUCAUGGGAGAAAACAGAAAAGUAAACUACAAGUAUGAGGAAUUGUGCAAAACUCUUAAUCCCUGUCCAGAAUUAAAGCUGGGGCUCAAAACUGUGCAACAUCAACAUUUAUGACAUUAUAAAACAAAUGAAAACCUGGAUGUGUUUUGAUUAAUAACUUUAAUUAACAUUAAUCAAAACACACUGUUACUCUGGACAUUAGCACUGUUAACCAGAAGAAAAAAAUACAUUGAGAGAAAAAAAAAGAUGUGACUGCAAACUGUACUGUAUAUAAACCCAGCUAAUGAAGCAUCUAUACACUGUAACUAUAAAUCCACUAAGCAGUAUUCAUACAGAUGAUAAAAAGUA